GCCCCACUUAGAACUCGGUUCUCUGGGCUUUCAUUCCCGCCUGCGGCCUCCCGACCGGAAGCAUCGCCAUCUUGUUUCCUGUUGCGUUGAAACAGCCUUUCCUCUUUUUCCGCCCUUCGAAGUGUUUUGUUUCCGUCGGCUGCUGCUCAUUUCCGUUAGUAGGAGGCCGGAGAUUUUGAAAAAAAGCAAAGCAGGGACGCGAGUGAGGGCAAUUUUUUUCCGAAAAUAUCCUAGUCAUGACAAAGAGAGAGGCUGAAGAGUUGAUAGAGAUAGAAAUCGAUGGCACCGAGAAGCCAGAAUGCACAGAGGAAAGUAUUAUUGAGCACACGUAUACAACAGCUGAGUUUGUGAGCCAGUCAAUUGACAUAAAUGAGCCCGUUGGAAAUCUCAAGAAAUUACUGGAGCCAAGACUUCAGUGUUCCCUUGAUGCCCAUGAAAUCUGUCUGCAAGACAUACAGCUUGACCCUGAGCGCAGUUUAUUUGACCAAGGAGUUAAAACUGAUGGCUUAGUACAGUUGAGUGUGCAAGUUAUAUCGCAACAAGGACUUGAGCCAAAGCUAAACAUACUUGAGAUUGUGAAGCCCGUGGAGACAGUUGAAGUAGUGAUAGAUCCAGAUGCUCAUCAUGGUGCGGUGGAAGCCCAGCUCGUGGAAGAGUCCCACGUCAUAACUUUGGAUGGCACAAAGCACAUUACAGCUAUUUCCGAUGAAACAUCCGAGCAAGUUACCCGGUGGGCAGCAGCAUUAGAAGGUUACCGGAAGGAGCAGGAGCGCCUGGGCAUUCCCUAUGACCCACUACAGUGGUCUACAGAUCAAGUUCUUCACUGGGUGCUAUGGGUAAUGAAAGAAUUCGGCAUAACUGACAUAAAUGUAAACGCUCUUGGCAUCCCCGGAAGAGAGUUGUGUAAUAUUAGUCAAGAAGAUUUUUUCCAAAGAGUUCCCAGAGGAGAGAUUUUAUGGAGUCAUUUGGAGUUGCUUAGAAAAUAUGUUUUGGCCAGCCAAGAGCAACAAGGAGGUGAAAUUGCUACAGUUACCAUUGACCAGCCUGUGCAAAUAAUUCCAGCAUCAAUCCAACAGUCAACUCCUACGACUAUUAAAGUUAUAAACAGUCAGCCGAAGAUGGCUAAAAUGCAGAGAGCGCCACGGAUUUCUGGAGAAGAUAGAAGUUCACCUGGAAACAGGACAGGAAAUAAUGGGCAGAUACAGCUUUGGCAAUUCCUUCUUGAGUUGCUCACUGACAAAGAUGCAAGGGACUGCAUUUCAUGGGUUGGGGAUGAGGGAGAAUUCAAAUUAAACCAACCAGAACUUGUGGCUCAGAAAUGGGGGCAGCGAAAAAACAAGCCCACCAUGAACUACGAAAAGCUAAGCCGUGCCCUGCGUUACUACUAUGAUGGCGACAUGAUCUGCAAAGUUCAAGGCAAGAGAUUUGUGUACAAGUUUGUUUGUGACUUGAAGACUCUUAUUGGCUACAGUGCAGCAGAGCUCAGCCGCUUGGUGUCAGAAUGCGAACAGAAGAAGAUGGCAAAGAUGCAGAUGCAUGGUCUCGGACAGCCCGUCACGGCUGUAACGUUGGCUACUGCUUCUCUCAAGGGAGAGGACAAUUAGGCACGUGCACCACAAACUGAACGCUUCCUAUUCUUUGCAAGUCCCUCCACCAUCACGCUCGGAAAUGUUUUAUUUUCAAACUGGACUGUUCGAGGCGUGGUUUUCUACGGUGGACUUGCAGCUGCCAUCAAUAUCUGUUAAGAGACCCCCUGGGUCUGGUGUAUUUUUUUAUAUAUAUAUAUAUUUUGCGUAUGAACGUAUCAAUUAUUUCAACCCUUCAGAGAAGGAUAUACUUUAAUCUUUGUUUUCCUGUUUUGAAGAAAUUGACACCAUUUAUAAAUGAACUCAUAGUUCAGAACUUGAAAUAUAAGUUGUUUUGCAUUAUAACAAAUUGCUGAACUCAUUGCUCGGGGCAGUGCUUGCUUCAAAUUUUUUCCCCAUAACAUAUCCAUUAUAGAUUUUUUUUU
Spea bombifrons (plains spadefoot toad) is the source of this 2011-nucleotide messenger RNA. RefSeq names its product GA binding protein transcription factor subunit alpha (gene GABPA). NCBI's taxonomy places the organism in Eukaryota, Metazoa, Chordata, Amphibia, Anura, Pelobatidae. The transcript is spliced from 10 exons. Gene Ontology annotation, cellular component: nucleus. Gene Ontology annotation, biological process: regulation of transcription by RNA polymerase II; cell differentiation. The coding region runs from base 237 to 1604 and encodes 455 amino acids. Gene Ontology annotation, molecular function: sequence-specific DNA binding; DNA-binding transcription factor activity, RNA polymerase II-specific. The record is from RefSeq and is a predicted model, not a curated record.